Molecule: messenger RNA, 484 nt
Organism: Racocetra persica
Lineage: Eukaryota; Fungi; Glomeromycota; Glomeromycetes; Diversisporales; Gigasporaceae
Source: the annotation of a GenBank genome assembly
GUGGAGAUUGAUAUUGGAAUGAACAAAAAACAAAGUGAAAGAAUAAAGAGUAAGCAAACAUUAACUUUCCAAGAAUCUUUGGCAUUGGCAUUUACAUAUUCUCAAGAAUCUUUGGCAUUGACAAUUUAUGUGCCUAUAGCUUCAAAAACCUUUAGCGUUAGUAUUAGUGUUAAAAUGUUUGACGAAAAUAAUGAUAUUUUUGAUGAAAUGUAUGAAGAAUCUGUUUCUUAUAAACAACCUGAAAACAGUAACAAUAUUUUUGUUAGCUCAAGCAAUAAAAUGUCUUCAAUUCCUAAUGACCAAUCUCCAAAAAAAAAAGUUAAAUUAAAUAAACGCAGAAGGCGAUAUGCUAAAAUUAGUUGGGUUUGGAGAUACUUCAAACUAAGUGAUGAUGAAAUAUGUGUUAAAUGCCAAGUUAAAACAAUGAAUUUGCGAAAUAAGUCGGUAUUAUGUAGUUGUAAGCUUCAAUAUAAUGGUGGCACAG